Messenger RNA from Ipomoea triloba (trilobed morning glory), 2653 nucleotides. Its product is annotated as serine/threonine receptor-like kinase NFP. The transcript is spliced from 3 exons. The coding region runs from base 713 to 2458 and encodes 581 amino acids. Gene Ontology annotation, biological process: protein phosphorylation. Gene Ontology annotation, molecular function: ATP binding; protein kinase activity. The record is from RefSeq and is a predicted model, not a curated record. NCBI's taxonomy places the organism in Eukaryota, Viridiplantae, Streptophyta, Magnoliopsida, Solanales, Convolvulaceae.
CGAAUAGGAACCUACCUAAAUCCCUAAGAUUGCCUAAUCUAUAGAGAUUUCACAUAUUAAAUAUAUAUUCCAUAACAACUACAAACUGUGAAUAAUGCCACCAAUCUCUCAAGUUGUUUGUUUGGAACUCAGAAAGACACCAUAAGAGGAGUCUUCCCAUGUCACUUGUGGUUGGUCUUAAUAGAGAAGACAAACCAGCUAAGUCAUGAAAUGUUUCCAAAAGGCUAACCAAUUCAAAACCUUCCCCGGGGAUUCGCAUCAGCAAGGUAUUCACUCUUCUGUUUUCACGUGCUGCUGUAUGAGUUAACUAUUGCAUAGCUUUCGAGUUUCUGUUUUUUAUUUCUUCGAUGUUGACUGUGGUAUAAAUAACCUGACAACGACAAACGCCUGCCGUCCUGGCUUGGGUUCUACUGUCAGCCCAAUAUAUCUCUGAUGGCUGAUGCAUCUUUAAGAAAAUAGAAUAUCUGAAAGCAAUUUGAUAGUUUGCCUGUUCCUUUCAGUUCUCUGUGCCAGUUGGAAUAUUUUACAUGGCAUUGUUGCAUAUUUGACUGUGACAUCUGCAUAAAAUGACAAACCAGACACAGAAAACAAAAGGGAACCAUACAAACAAUGUUGCAGAUGAUUCCUUUAAGAAAGCUCCAAUAGACGUGACAGCAUCACGCACUAGCAGACUAGAGCAUAAAAACUUGGUUUUACAUUUCACCUUACAACAAUGGCUAUCUCUAUUGUCUACUUGCUGAACAUUGCUUUCCUCGUUUUUGCAGCCUCUAAGGUCACUGCUGAAAUAGCACCUUCUGCAGACACCACCGACUACUCGUGCUCUGCUGACACUCCUGCAUCGUGUGAUACCUAUGUCACGUAUCGUGCCAGGCCGCCUUAUAUGGACCUGGGAAGUAUAUCUGAUGUUAUGGGAGUCAGCCGGUUAAGUAUAGUGAAAGCGAGCGGGCUAGCCUCAGAGGGAGCUCGUUUGUUCCCGGACCAGAUCUUGCUGGUGCCCAUCAAAUGUUUCUGCAAUGGAUCACACUAUUUCUCCAAUGUCACCUAUCAGAUCAAGAAAGGCGACAACUUGUACACAGUUUCAACUGGUGCCUUCGAGAACCUCACGGACUAUCAUCUCGUGGAAGAUUUGAACCCGACGCUGAACAUAAACAACUUGACAAUUGGCAUUGAAGCAGUCUUCCCUUUGGUCUGUAAGUGUGCUGAUCACUCAAUUUCAGACAAGGGAAUUCAGUAUCUUAUUACUUAUGUAUGGCAGCCCUUCGAUGAUGCCUCGAGUGUCAGCCAUAUGUUUGGAGCAUAUGCAACCGAGGUUGUUAGAGAAAACAAUUACCGAAAUUUCACAGCUGCCAUCUGUCUUCCAGUGCUGAUUCCAGUGAAAUUCCCCAUGAUUCUGCAGCCUCCUCCCCCUUCCAAAAACUCCAGACACAGGUGGAUUCUUGUUGCCGGUUUGAGUUUUGCAGGCUCUCUCGCCAUUGUUUUAUCACUCUUGAUGAUGGCUCACAUGAAAAAGAGAGUGUUGGCGCGCCAGUCUUCUUGCCUCGAAGCCUCUGAUCUUAUUCAGACAAAGAAAGACUCCAUAGAUGAGACCUUUGAACCCAAGGCCAUUAGUCAAGAUAAGCUCCUUCCUGGAGUUUCAGGCUAUCUUGGGAAGCCAAUAGUGUAUGAUCUAAACUUCAUCAUGGAGGCAACGAUGAAUCUCAGCGAGCAAUUCAGGAUUGGUAAAUCAGUCUACAGGGCGAUUAUCAAGGACCAGGCUGUUGCUGUCAAGAAAACCAAUGAUGCAGCAGAGGAACUGAGAAUUCUGCAGAAGGUAAACCAUGCAAACCUUGUAAAGCUGAUGGGUGUCUCAUCAGACAAGGAGAAGAACUUCUAUCUGGUUUAUGAAUACGUCGAAAACGGAUCACUAGACAAAUGGCUGUUCACCAAACCUUCAUCCUCAACCUCUGCAGCAGCAAUCCUGACAUGGAACCAGAGAUUACAGAUAGCCCUGGAUGUCGCCAACGCCCUGCAAUACCUACACGAGCACACCCAACCGAGCAUCGCCCACGGGGACAUCAGAGCCAGCAACAUCCUCCUGGACUCAAGAUUCAGGGCCAAGAUUGCCAAUUUCUCCACAUCCAAACAUGCAGCCAGUGAAUUAGCAGUGAAAGCAGACGUUUUCGCCUUCGGGGUCGUGCUCCUGGAGCUGCUGUCAGGGAAGAAGGGCAUGCAAGAUGGCGGAGAGAUUGUGAUGGACCCUAGUAUGAAAGGCUUUUACUCCAUUGAUGAUGCUUUGAGCUUGGCCGCCUUGGCAAAAGCAUGCACUUCAGAGAAGUGGUCUGAAAGACCAAGAAUGACAGAUAUUGUCUUUAACCUCAGCUUCCUCACUCAAUCUACGUUUGGGAUGUUCCAAAGUUGUUUCGCUUCUGGUGACGCCGAGGAGCCUCUUCACAUCUUAAGCCCAGUAACAGCUCGGUAAUCUGAUCAACCCAAGUGUUACAAUAUCCUAAACUGUGUAUUUUUUAGUAUUAGAAUUGUGCACUUUUAGAAUAUAUAUUGUGUUUCUAAGUCCAAACACAUAACAGCUUUAGAAGUAAAUUUGUAAAUACAAUACAUGGUGAUCAAAUCAGAAUCUGUUAAUAUUGUGUGACUGCAUAUGCAAUAUUUGAAAGAA